This is a messenger RNA of Chironomus riparius, 3072 nucleotides long. The record is from the annotation of a GenBank genome assembly. Lineage: Eukaryota; Metazoa; Arthropoda; Insecta; Diptera; Chironomidae.
AUGGCUGGUUUUUUCUCAGGUUAUAAGCCUAAUCUUAAGAAAGUUCAGAAGCCAUGCUCGAAUUUAAAAUUAAGAAAAAAAUUAGAAAUUGACGAAUGCACAGACAAUCCUCCAUUAAGGAGAUCUUCGUUCUUAACAGAUGACGACAGUGAAAAAGAUUUUCAAUCAUUAGACAUUUCAAAUUACUCCACAAAUAUUGACAACAAAAAAAUGGUAACAAUUCUUGAUGAAGAAAACAAAGAGAAUGGUCAAGAAAUAGCCGAUACAGUGAUUGACUCGAUGUGUACUCGAGUUAGCGGUAUAAAUGUUGGAUCGUCAAAGCAAGUCAUAUCCGAAAAUGUACAAGUCGCAGACACAAUUAUUGACUCGAUGUGUAGUAGAGUGAGUGGCAUAAAUGUUGAAACAAAUCAAGGAUUAUCAGAGAGUCUAGAUUUUGGUUUGAGCAAAAAGCUAUCGGUUCCAGACACUGUGCUAGAUUCGCACAACAGUAGCAGAGCAUUACAAGAGAUUGUAGCUCAAUUUCCAUCAAGAAGAUCUUUAUUCCGAACCAGAAAGGACUCUAGCUCAUCUGAAGAGUAUAUAAAAGGCAAUAAUGUUAGCAUAAAAAAAUCAUUCCGAACUCCAAAUCCAAAAAUUGCAGAUGAUAACUCUGACGAAGAAGUCAUUCAAGUACUAGACACAGAUGAAGAACAGGAUGCUGAUUUACUUCAGCCUGUUGAACUAAAUUCACAUGAUUCGUACGUCAAUUGUUCGUCUACUGCAGCGACAUUGGAUGAUUUCUUCAACAAUCCACCUUUAUUGCCAUCAAAUGUCGGUGUGACGCAUGCAAUGGUUAAGCCAUAUCAAGGAGACGAGGAAAAUGAAUUAAUCAACACAUCGAUUCCUUUUGAAGUUGGCUAUAAAAAUUCAAAUAUUACAUUUAGACAAUCACGAAAAAUAAGUGAAGUAAGAAAAACCACAAGCUUUCAUAACGUUGAGCAUGUUGAAAUUGGACCAACUGAUGAAUCUGACGUAGAAAAUGAUGACAUCGUUGAUUUAACCCUUGACGAAAGCGGUCCAGAAGCAAAAGCUAAUCAAACUAAUGGAAAAUUGACAGCGUCAAAAUCACAUCCAAUCUCUCUAAACAUAGAGACAGACACGCCAGCAAGUUCAUGUCCGAAACACAGAAAUAUUACAAAUAUCAACAUCAAAUUUGAUCUUAAGAUUAGCAUAAGAGAUGGAAGUGCCUCAGAAUGUAGUGAAAAUGAAAGUGUUUCAUCAGAAAUUAGCUCUGUUAAAGGAGAUUAUUUAAAAGCAAUUUCAUCUGCACCAAAUAUUGAGCCAAAAUCAACAGAAGUAGAAUAUAACACUCCAACUCGUAAAAAAGAAGAUAUGAUGGUCAUUGAUAAAGAACUGCAGUCAAUGUUGCACGAUCUUUAUGGAAAUGACUGGAAAACACCACAAGUUAUGAACAGUUUCAAGAUUAAGAAAUUCAGAGAAGAAUUAAGAAAAUCUCUAGCUACUAGAAAUUUUGAAUCAUUUGUCGGAAAUUUAGCAAAUGAUCUAGAAUCAACGAGAAUUUCUUCACCGAAAAAAGAUACACCAAUCAAGAAAAGGUCUGUCGAGAGAAAACCACAACUGUACAGCAACAAAACAGAUGAAAGUUUGAAGAAAACUCAAUUGAGCACAAAUAUCAGAACACCAAUUAAUUCGUUGAUUAAAGAAAGAGAAAGUAGCAAGAAAAAAAUCGGUAGUACAAUCAAGCCGACCCAAACAGUCAACAGACAUGUUCCUAAAACACCACUUCAUGUUUUAUGCGAUCCAGACACUGAAUCAGAAAAUUCGUCGAGUGACCAUGAUAGUGACGACGAUUUCAAUCCAGAUGACACAUGGAAUGCAAGUUCAGAUGAAGAGUACCAAAGUGAAAAAGAUCGUAUAAAGAAGCGACAAAGUAUUAAGCAAAGUGACAUGAUCUUUACACUCGAUGACUCACUAAACGACAUACUGAAAAAGUAUGAAUUCAAGCCUCAGCCUCAAAUAGAAGUGGUUGAAAAACCAGCUCGACGUAAGCUAUUCACACAUUCGCACUUUGAAGAGAAUGAAGAAUAUGAAACACAGAAAAAAAACUUGCCCAAAACACCAUUAAAAUCUCAAACAGAUCUCAACGUUCUAAGAAAGAAAGAUUUUAGGAAAACACCAAUUGUACCAGGCAAAGCACUUAAAGUUUUUGGAAGUACACCGAAAGAUAUUGGAAAAUCACCAAAAGUUUCUAAUGCAUUGAUUAAAACACCGUCAUUAAUUGACAAUGCUUUGUCCAAAAAAGAAGCACUUAAAAGAUUCUCAAAGUACAGUUUCCUGAAAAGUCUCGAUGCAGAAGCAAAUAAAGUGCUUUGUGAUGCUGACGCUCUCUAUUAUCGGGAAAAUUACAAGACUAAGAAGCAUGAAUUAGCAGACAAACUAUUCAAACUCUACAACGAUAAGGUUUUCAAUUCUCAACUCUCUGAUGUUCCAAUUAAAUGGAAUAAGAAACUACAGACUACAGGUGGACGAUGCAACAAUUCUCGACGUGCUGGCAUUAGAAACUCACUUGUUGAACUAAGUGAUAAAGUUUUGACAUCUGCUGAUCGUCUAAGAUGCACACUCAUUCACGAAAUGUGUCAUGCAGCUGCAUGGAUCAUGAGUGGGGAAAAUGGACAUGGUGCAACAUGGAAAAAAUGGACAUCAAAAGCAAAUUCAAUAUUUCCAGAACUUCCAAAGAUAACUGUAUGUCACAGUUAUGUCAUCGAGUACAAAUAUACUUACUUGUGUACAGACUGUAAAGCAAGAUCACAAGCUCAUUCAAAGACAAAAAAGGUUGAAGAAGUUCGUUGCUCGUUGUGCAAGGGAAACAUUCAAUUAUUUCAAAAUAAAAAAAAUAAGGAUGGUGUUUUGGAGCUGAUUCCAGUUCAACGAAAAGAACCAACAGCAUUCGCAAAGUUCGUCAAAUUAAAGUUUAAGGAAGUUAAGAAACCAAAUAUGAGUCACAAGGAAGUUAUGCAAAUGUUAUCAGCUCAGUUUUCAAGUCUUGCCGUCGAAGAAAAAGCGCAACUUUAG